GUCAAUAUUAUUUGUUUUGUUGUGAAGUUCAGUUCGGUUCUUAAAUGUGAAGUGAGGACGUAUUUUAUUCAUUUGUCAUUUAUAAAUACAAAAACCGGUUUAAAAUAAUUAUCGUAUAAAAGUUAAGUGUUUCGUGUAUGAAAUUGUAAUAAACAUGGCGCCUCAAUUGUCGCAGACACAGAGAGAGCACAUCAUAGCGCUGAGAUCCAGUGGAUGUCGCGUGACGGACAUAUGUCGACUUACAGGUAUUACGAAAAAAACAAUUUACCUCUGGCUCCGUCGCUGGGAGGAGGGAGGAACACUGGAAGGUCACCGCCGGCAUAUGUACGCGAGAGCCACCACCGCUGAAGAUGACGAGGCCAUCGUGGCCGCACACUCUGCAGACCCGAGCCUCAGCACGAGGGUAUCCUCCAAAUCUUACAAAAUAUCAAUGGACACAGUGAGGAGACGUCUUAAAGAAGCCGCAAAGAAACGCAGUCGUCCUGCCAGGAAGAACAACACCAAAGCCGAUAAGGAACCAAGAGUCAAAACUGAAUCAGCGAAUGAAACGCGGAAGGUAUGUCCGAGUUGUCAUGCGACGCUUCCUGACUCCUUCCAAGCAACUCAGUCUCGACAUGAGCAAAUAAAAUCAGUGAUAGCGAAGGUAUACCACUUCUUGGAGCGCGAGUACGAACAGUUGAAGAGCUUGCACCCGGAGACGGACUGGUCUCCGCUGAGCAGGGUCAGGCAGCGCGCGGCCGUCGCCACCGGCGUCUCGGAGACCGACGUGCUUCACAUACUUAGCGAAGAGUCUGUUGGGCUUGUCGUCGAACAAAAAACGCCCAAUAAACGAGCUAGGAAAGGAACUACUGAGGAAAGUUCAUCUGACAAUGAUGAUGAUGAUGAUGAUGAUAGAACAAGCAAUGAUGAUGAUGACAGUGACAAACAAACUGAAGAUGUACUUCCACUUCAGGAUUUUGGCCCAGAAACGUUGACUAUUAGCCUAAAACCAGAAGCUAUCGCGAAUAAUACUGAACCGGAAACCGUUUGUAUAAAGCAAGAACCCCCAGAUGAACCCCAUAGUCCAGAUAUCAAUUACAGUGCAAACAGCUCUGCUGUCGAGGCGUGCCGCGAUGACAUAGUGCGACGAGACAAACAGACAACUAUAUCUCAACCAGCACCACAUGUGCACACUCAGGACCCGCUGAUGAUAGAAGUGAAACUGGAAGAAAUAACAAUAGAAAAUGAGGGGAUUAGUUAAUAUAUCUUUAUGUAGAAUUACUUUCAAAUGUAAAAUUCAUAAUGAUUCAUCCUUUCUAUACAGGGUUACUGGUAACUCGACGUAUUCCUUGACAUCAUAGUAGGGUUAAAAUGCAACAAAUUAAGCCACUAAAUGUUCUACCGAAAUUCAGUAGUUUUUGAGUAAGUAAGGGUUUUAGAUUUUUUGUGAAAAAUCCCAGAUUAAAUUAUUUGAAGCCAAUUUGAAAAUUAUUCACGGGGCGACUGUACUGAAAUUGAAGUUAUUAUCAUAGUUGACACCGUAGCGGAACGUUUUUAAUAACUAAAAGUUCAAAAUGACUAAAACUUUGGUGAAGAUCACUAAUCAAACAUUUUUUUUUGUAAUUCGGCUUGAAUUUUGUCGUUUCAUGCUUAAUGCCGAUGCCGAAAGCGAAAACUUUUUGAAAAACAUUCUGUGGACCGAUGAGUCAUGUUUUGACCGUGAUGGUAUCACAAAUUACCACAAUUUACAUUACUGGGUACCGAAGGGAGAAGGAAACCCUAAGAAACUGAAACCAACCGCAUCGCAGCGUAAGUUCUCGCUUAAUGUUUGGAUGGGUAUUGUCGACGAUAAGUUAAUAGGCCCACAUAUUUUACCCCGAACAUUAAAUGGGGAACUUUAUGAAGAUUUCCUAAGAAAUAAUUUAGCAGCACUGCUCACGGAUGUACCUGAAGAAAGAAGGGCAAACAUGAUAUACCAACAUGACGGAUGUCCAGCCCACUUCCGCAUCACAAUUCGACAAUUGCUGGAUGAAAACUAUCCAAACCGAUGGAUUGGGCGCGGUGGGCUGAUUCCGUGGCCUGCACGAAGCCCUGAUCUAACGCCGCUAGACUUUUACGUCUGGGGUCAUAAGAAAGACCUAGUUUAUGUCACCCCCGUAAAUUCAAUUGAAGAACUAAGGGAGAGAAUAACAGAUGCGGCGGAUCAGAUUAGGACCACAAUAACAUCAAGAAUCACAAAAACCGAAGUGAGGAAGCGAAUAAGAGCAUGUAUUCGAAACCGAGGACAGCACUUCGAACAAGACGUGUGAAAUACAUGUUAUUACAGACCACAAACUCAUAUUGAUUAUAAAUAAUGAUAAUGUUCACGAAAUUGUUUAAUUUGAUUUUCCGAAUAAACACCUUCUUGUACUAACGCAAAAACGAUUUUCAUAAUGCAGUCCAAGACUUUGUAUUAACUUUCAUACCUUUUUGGAUAGCUGAUAAGACAAGGAUAUUUUUCUAAUAAUUUGUACACCUGGUGUAGUGUAUUUUUUUUUGUGCUAGGAACAUUUUUUAUGAAGUAAUAGCAAAAAUUACAAAAAAAAAAAAUGUUUGAUUAGUGAUCUUCACCAAAGUUUUAGUCAUUUUGAACUUUUAGUUAUUAAAAACGUUCCGCUACGGUGUCAACUAUGAUAAUAACUUCAAUUUCAGUACAGUCGCCCCGUGAAUAAUUUUCAAAUUGGCUUCAAAUAAUUUAAUCUGGGAUUUUUCACAAAAAAUCUA
Molecule: messenger RNA, 2742 nt
Organism: Helicoverpa zea (corn earworm)
Lineage: Eukaryota; Metazoa; Arthropoda; Insecta; Lepidoptera; Noctuidae
Exons: 11
Coding region: 155-1240 (361 amino acids)
Source: RefSeq, a predicted model, not a curated record